CCUGUGAGAUGUGUCUCAUACCUGCAGCAACAUACACACACAAUAAAAGUGUAGUUAACCACUGCUGAGAGACUCAAAAAAUGGAAGUUUGUCUGAUUUGUCAUUCAUAUAUUUAUUCAAUAAGGUAUCUCAUAAAAUCAUUUUUACAUAAGUUUGUCAGUUUUAGGAAAACUCAAAUUCUCCCACCACUGAGUUUUAAAUUGUGAGAUCUCUAUUGUUUCUGAUUCUGUCUUUAGUAAACAGUGGUCCUAAAAUAAGCUCCUGUCUCUCAUCUGAUUAAUGAUUAAUUACACUUUUAUUUCCUGUGCAACCUACAAGAAGCAACUUUAAUUCUUCUCCCCCCAUAAACCAGCGUCACUUGAGGGGAAACGGCAAUUUAAAACCUGGUUUUAUUUCAUGAGCGAGAUUCCAAAGUCCACAUACCUGCAUGUUCUGUGACUGAUCUAUGUUGCAGCAAGUUCCUCCAGGAUUAUGAAGGAGUCAAUGUGAGCAUGCUCAUCAUUGUCCGCAAAAACUCAGGACCAGUCCAAUUUGGAGCGAGUAAGCCAAGAGGCUUGUUGUAAGAAUGAGCCAACAGCACAAAAAUAUCUCUGCGAUGCCAGGACGGCAACGUGCUUCUGCAAACGUGUUAAGAAUAGACCGACAAUAGAGCGUGCGCCUGUCUUCUGUUUUCUGGCAACAGGCGUUUGGCUGCAAAGGGCAGAUGAAGAAGUAAGACGGAGCACGUCAUUUGGUCUGUCAAACUUGGUUUGUUGGAGUCGGUCAGGAAGGAUUUCAACCUUAAGGACUGGGCACACUGAGCUCCAGCUGACCUUUGGCGGGAAUGGUAGAGGUGGAAGAUGGAUGAGCUGAAAAAUGUAGAGUGAAGUGUCACCUGCAGGACUUUUUCAACUUUAUUUUGAGAGUUUUUAGAGCAUUAGGCCGAGUAACCAUGGUAGAAUCAAGUGUCUCUGAGGUCCUCUUUAUCUCUGUCAGUCACAGCAUCACUUUGAUGGGUAAGUCGAUUUCUCUUGUCUUUAUAUCGCUUAAACAAUCUGGAUGUUUUAGGCUUCAAUGAAGUAAUGUCAACGUAACCAUUUUCAAAGGUUGUGUUUCUUCUCAUAUUAGUGUUUUGAUUUAUUUAUUUCACAGGAAAGGUGUGGCUCAUUGUAAUGCUCUUCCUCCGGGUCCUGAUCCUCCUCUUUGCUGGAUACCCUCUGUACCAGGACGAACAGGAGAGAUUCGUCUGUAACACCAUCCAACCCGGUUGUGCAAACAUCUGCUAUGAUCUUUUCUCGCCCGUUUCCCUCUUCCGUUUCUGGCUGGUGCAGCUCGUCGCCUUGUGUCUGCCUUACGUCAUCUUUGUCAUCUAUGUCAUCCACAAGGUGUGCAACGCUCUCUCCGUGGCUCUGAACUCAACCGGACAUGCCAAAGCUUUCCAACUCUUCAAGGUCCACAAGGAGCAGUUCAACAAGAUGUGUGUGAACAAGGUGCCAGUGGCAGUUGAGCAGAGAGGGGGGCUGCGGUGCUUCACAGGGGCCUACAUCCUCCAUCUGCUGUUCCGGACGCUGUUGGAAGCCGGAUUUGGGGCCGCUCAUUAUUACAUGUUCGGGUUCUACAUCCCCAGGAGAUUCCUGUGCCAGCACGCUCCGUGCACCACUCAGGUGGACUGCUACAUCUCCAGGCCCACCGAGAAGACGGUUAUGCUCAACUUCAUGCUCGCUGUGGCCGCUCUGUCCCUUUUCCUCAAUGUUCUGGAUUUCAUUUGGGCCGUCAAGCGAUCGCUGAAGCACAACACCAAGAGGAAGAUGACGGUUGAGAAAAUAUUUGAAGAGGAGCGCUGCUUCCUCUCUGCCGGUGUGGCAUCCACUUGCAGAGAUCCUAGCACAUCCACUACUCAGCAAGAUAUAGAGGCCCAAUCCGAGAAAAUGGAAAGUUUCAGGAAGAGGCACGGGAGUGGUGGGAAAUUUCAUUCAAGUCCGAAGGCGUCCAUCCUGGGGCAUUGCGCGCACCCGUGCUCUUCAGAGCCUCUGUGCUGCAACAGUGGUAACAAAGACAUUUUGAUCUCCCAAGAGGAAGUUCUGGAGAGGAAUGGCAGCGAGGUCGCCCUCUGCCCCCAGGAGACCAUAGGGACGCCAAGGCCCAUUAGAGUCAGCAAACGCAACAAACUUAAACCCCCACCUCCACCCAGGCUGGACCUCAAACCACCCUCUGGGGAAUCUGUAGCACCGGUCAAGGAUGUUUCCAUGACAACUUCAGUCUGUACCCGGAGAGUGGGUCAGUAUUCGCUGUUUGAACUUGGAAAUGGUAUUGAGCCUCAAAGCGGUGAAGGUGGUCAGGAGAAAAGAUCAGAGUGGGUGUGAGCUUUAGGCACACAUUACUGUAGUUCCCCGUACUACAGCAAUGUGUUUUUCCUUUAAACCCAGGCUGCUGUUUAGUUUGAGAAUCUGAAAUGGAGACAUAAACAUCAGACACAACACAUCAUAAUUAGAGAUGCACCAAUCAGAAUGGGCUGCUGCUUUCUGCACUCCAAACAAGUCAGUCGUGAACCACUGCAGAAGUACAAAAUUACUAAAUAACCUUGAGUCUUUUUCACUUCAUACGCCUAUAAAAGAAUUUGAGCACUUGUAUGACCUGGUAGUUGUUAUGCAUGAUGUGUUUACUGAUUGGGAAAAAAUUAAUCUUUCCUUUUCUAGCUGCCUGGACACUGGUUAGGGGUGAUCAAGUUGGAAAUUGUUUUUUUUUUUUUUAGUGCCGCUCUAAUCAUAAUCCAUUUUGUUGCUUUUUUUUAUUAUUUGCUCUCUCUCUUAGGGUACGUGCUCUGUGACGCUACGACAAAAAUCCUCCUACCUCCUGAAUCAAAGUUAGCAAUGACAGAAGAGUUUUGAAUAAGGCGUCUUUGAGCAAGCGUCGUUCUUGGGGGGUAUUAAAGAUUUAAAAGAAAAAAAAAAACCCUACAAGAAUGCAGCCCACCUGUUUGUUUCCAUACAGAUUUUACCCCCAACACUGUCCACAACAAAGCCGAGUCUUGACCUGGACUCAGUUCGCUCCCCCGUCUCAAAUCCCUCCAUAUGAUUCCCAACAUAGAUAGCCCUGCUUUUGAGCAUGGAUCAGUGAGGUCAAAGUCCACCGGACCAGGUCAGAUGGUUCAACUAAAACGAGAGGCAAUGCCGUCACCUGGCCCAUACAUGGAAAGAGAGUCCUCCUGCAAAGUGAAGGACACUACGAAGGCCCCUAAAAGCUGACAUAGGAUCACUAAGUAAUUAUGCUCCCCCGUAGGGGCCCAGUAUUUACGGCGACAGCUUGUCACUCUAUUUCAGGGCCUCCGAGGGAUCAAGAGGACCACAAACAUCAGCACACUUCCACACUGGAAAUAGAGGAGAGUUAGCUGUUGCCCCCGCAGGAUCUCUGCGCUCUGCUUCGGCUUUAGUUUCACCUUGAUCGAAGCCGAAAUUAAUUUUGACACUCGCCCGUUAAGGACAGGAGGAUGUGUCGCUGUGUUUACACAGCCAGUGAAACCACUUUAAACGAUUUACACAAAAUGAUUGAAAUGAGUCAUCGAUAUGACUGAGUUGCUGUAGAGCUGAGGGGCUUAUCUUUGUGUGAAGAGAUACUGUAGCUCUUGAUCUUCUUCUUGUGGUCUUUUUGAAAAAAGCUCCCCGACUCAUAUCUUGGAUUCGUAAAGAGAACUGCACACUGACUGUGAAAUGGCUUUUCCUUUUAUUUUUUUUUAAACCAAA
This is a messenger RNA of Xiphophorus hellerii (green swordtail), 3719 nucleotides long. It is a transcript of the gene gjd4, whose product is annotated as gap junction protein delta 4. Gene Ontology annotation, cellular component: connexin complex. Gene Ontology annotation, molecular function: gap junction channel activity. The transcript has a single exon. The coding region runs from base 1152 to 2342 and encodes 396 amino acids. NCBI's taxonomy places the organism in Eukaryota, Metazoa, Chordata, Actinopteri, Cyprinodontiformes, Poeciliidae. The record is from RefSeq and is a predicted model, not a curated record. Gene Ontology annotation, biological process: cell-cell signaling.